This is a messenger RNA of Paramacrobiotus metropolitanus, 1271 nucleotides long. RefSeq lists its product as uncharacterized. NCBI's taxonomy places the organism in Eukaryota, Metazoa, Tardigrada, Eutardigrada, Parachela, Macrobiotidae. The coding region runs from base 48 to 1271 and encodes 407 amino acids. The transcript is spliced from 4 exons. The record is from RefSeq and is a predicted model, not a curated record.
CUCCGUGUUUGCUUGUAGGUAGUCGUGACGGUAGUGCUGAAGUUCGUAUGGGAUUGCUGGCAGAUCGGUUUACUGCAGCUAGUAUUGCGGUAGCAAGUGUCAUUCUGCUUCUGCUAGUCAUCUUGUGUAUCUUGUGGAAGCGUGGUUAUCGUGUUAUUCGCGGCGGCGGCGGAGGCGUCGGCAAUAAUCAGCAAGAUGACGGUGGCGAUGAGGACCAUGAACGCAGUCGCGGUCGCCGCAGUGCUUCGGUGUGGUCUUGGAUGAGAGGAGUCUUUAAUAACAACAGGGACAACAGCAGCAGUGGCGGCGGCACUAACGAUGAUGUCAAUCGUCCGGGCAUGGGACUGGGCAGACAAGUUCAAGGUGGGCACGAUGGGCGUUGGGGUGGUGGUCGUGGCGGAGUAUCAACGAAUCCUAUCUUCAAUCCCGGCCGUCAGCAGCACCAUGGCUUCUCUCCAGUAGCCAACCUGAAUUCCAGGACACCGACUCGCCACAUGCCGUCCCCACGCCCUGCCGGAAAUAAUCCCGUGCUUGAUGAUAGAGUGAUGAACUUUGACGACGAUAGCGAUCACGACCACGACCACGACAACAACGAUAACAACUGCCGUGACCGCCAGCAGCAAGUUGCGGGAAAUAAUGCGCGAUUUCCGGCAGAGUACCGUGCGGACGACAGGGAAUCUCCCGUGUACAAUUCCCCACGCUCUAAUGUGUCACGAGUUAUUGUUUCUGCGGAAGUGCACGGACGCAAUAACGCCGAUCAAGAGCAGGACGAACAGGGCGAACACAUGUACGAAAAUGUUUUACUACCGGCUCUACCACUGCCACCAUCUUCUCCUAAUCGCUCUGUGAGUAUUGGCAGCGCAGACGAACUUAUGAGCGGAAACUCGUCCGCUCCUCCACCAUUUUCUCCACGGCACAAUGUCAGAAGCAGCAGCAUGAGCGCGCUGGAGGAAGUUCUGGAAAGGGAGGAAGAAGAAGAUGAUGAUGAUGACCAGCACCGAGUAGUGGUCCAUAAUGAAGAGCACGGGAACAAUUCGGUUCUGGAGCGGGAGAGUAGCGAACAUGAAGGCGACGGGAGCGGUGGACAGGAAAUAGAUGUGCAACUUCCUGAAGCAAUGGUGGCAAGCGGGCACCUGGGAGUACUGCGUGGUCGCGGUCGCGGUCGUCCUCCUGGCGGUGGCGGUCGUGGCCGUGGUUUUCGCGGUGGAUUUCAGGCGAAUGCGGUUUGGAAUCGACGCGACGGAAGUGGGUACCGUUUGGAACGUCGCUGA